AUGAGAUACUGGCUUGUGUUUGGGGUCUUUGCGUCUUAUAUAUCUUCUGUGAAGGGCUAUAGUCUCAUCCGCGAAUACUCGGGGCAGAGCUUCUUCGAUCGCUGGGACUUCUAUGGCGAUUAUGACAACCUAACUGCAGGUAAUGUCAUGUGGGCCAACGAGUCCUAUGCAGCCAGUCAGAAGCUGGCGUACAUAGACAGUCGAGGAAAUGCCAUCAUCAAAGUGGACAACACAACAAACGUGCCUUUGGGCCAGAACCGUAGCACAGUUCGCAUAACAAGUCAAGACACAUAUGAUAUCGGAAGCGUUUGGAUAAUCGACCUCAGUCACAUACCGUUUGGAUGCUCGGUAUGGCCCGCAUUUUGGACUUUUGGGCCCAACUGGCCGGAGGAUGGGGAAAUAGAUAUCAUCGAGGCCAUCAAUAUGAUGACCUAUAACCAAAUGAGUAUCCAUACCAUGCCAGGAUGCACUGAUAAUGGAUCAGAAUAUCAACUUGGUAUAAGCGGCCCAACGACCGACUGUUCUCAACCCCCUGGAUGCACAGUGAUGGAAACUUCUCCGAAUAGUUAUGCAGGCGAUUUUGCGGCAGCUGGCGGGGGAGUUUGGGCAACGCAAUUUGAUGUAUCGGGUAUCUUUAUCUGGUUCUGGAGUCGCCCCAACAUACCUGCUUCCAUCAAUCAAGCUAAUUCAUCUUCGGUGGACGUCACUCAAUGGGGAACUCCGCAUGCCAGUUAUUUUUCUAACACUUGCAACAUUACCCAGUUCUACACCCCGCAGAACCUGGUUUUAGAUAUUACUCUUUGCGGAGUCUGGGCAGGUGUUGGAUCAAACUAUGCUUCGACGUGUGCCAACGCAGGUCCAACAGGUCAAUGUUACGAGGACUGCGUAGUCGGGCCUGGAAGUCCACGAUAUGAUGAUGCAUAUUUCAACAUAUCAUAUGUUCGUGCAUAUACCUCUGCUCUACCAUCUGCCACUGCCACUGCAACGAUGUCCACCUAUCCUACAAGGGUAACGGCUACACGUCAAAGUGGGAAAUCCACGCGAAACUACGAUAACAAUGGGUGGAGUGCGAUUCGGACACCGUCAUGCUACGGCAAUCUAUAG
Messenger RNA from Suillus plorans, 1104 nucleotides. Its product is annotated as glycoside hydrolase family 16 protein. The record is from RefSeq and is a predicted model, not a curated record. Gene Ontology annotation, molecular function: hydrolase activity, hydrolyzing O-glycosyl compounds. The coding region runs from base 1 to 1104 and encodes 367 amino acids. Gene Ontology annotation, biological process: glucan catabolic process. NCBI's taxonomy places the organism in Eukaryota, Fungi, Basidiomycota, Agaricomycetes, Boletales, Suillaceae. The transcript is spliced from 10 exons.